CCGAAGGCGAGAGAGCGAGGGAGCCGGGGGCCAUUUUAAAAGCCCCGCGCGCGGCGCUGGCCCCGGCUCGCCCGGGGGGAGAGACAACGUCCCGCCUUCUCUCUUGUUGGAUUGGACCUUUCUCCCGCCUUUUGCACACGCACACACGCCAUGUCCUCCACCGACGUUUCCUUUGAGUCUACUCUUCUCGACGCCAUCGCCGCCGUUCGCGACGACGCCAAGCCCAACACCUGGGUCAUCGCCGUCCACCCUGAUGACAACCCCAACGAGCUGGCUCUCCACUCCACCGGCGAGGGUGACGUCCAGGACAUGAUCAACAACAUGGACGACAGCUGCGCCAUGCAUGCCUUCGUCCGUGUCAACCAGCAGUUCGACCUGUCCAACACCGUGAAGUUCGUGUACAUCUACCUGCUCGGUGACCAUGUCCCCUUCGUCAAGCGCGGCAAGUUCGGCAUUGUCUUCGGCAAGUGCCGCGGCAUCUUCGAGCCGUACCAUGUUGACUUCGAGAUCACCAAGGUCAGCGAGAUCACCCCCGCCGAUAUUGAGAAGCGUGUCGCCGAGAAUGUUGGCCGCUCCGACAACAUCCUCGACAACAUCGAUGACCGCCAGGUCCGUGGCUACACCGCCCUGAGCGCCCACACCGUCAACACCCAGAACGCCGCCCCGGCGACCCCUGCCGCCCCGGCUGGCGCCCGCAUUGUCAAGGGCUCCGGCCCCACUCUCGGCACUGUUCCCCGCGGCAAGUCCUCCGAGGUCUCCUUCUCCCAGGAGGCCAUCGACGCCAUCAAGCAGGUCCACGAUGGCCACCUCACCUGGGUUCUGUGCCACUACCCUGGCGACGCCCUGAACAACCCGAUCGCCGUUCUGGCCUCUGGCAACGAGGAGGAGCCCGCCAAUGUUCUGGCCGGCCACCUGAACACCUCUUCCCUGGCGUACGGCCUGAUCCGUGUCGUGGACCCGGUCGAUGGCAUCCCCACCACCAAGUUCGCCUUCGUCUCGGUUGUCGGCCCCUCGGUCCGCAUGAUGACCAAGGCCAAGGUCGGCACUCACCAGGGUGCCGUCCUGGAGACCUUCCACCCGUACCACGUCUCCAUGAACCUCUCCGGCGAGCCUGGUGAGAUCAGCCACCAGAUUGUCAUGGACAAGGUCCAGCUUUACUCCGGCUCUCGCCGUUAAAUGGGCUUGGGUGUCCGUUUUUCUCUCUCGCGCUCUCUCCCUCAGCCAGGGAAGGAGCCACGCCGUGCGCAGUGUGUACCCUCCCGUGCUAGUUCUCCCCUCAGUUUGUGGGGAAGGGGUCGGGGGCCCCGCGGCUGUGCGCGCCUGGCGGGUCUUUUUUUCAUGCAACGCACUAUAUCCCCCCCUCCCCACACAAUACCAAAUGCAUCUGCUUGAUUUUCCCCCGGCUA
Fonticula alba is the source of this 1406-nucleotide messenger RNA. RefSeq lists its product as hypothetical. Gene Ontology annotation, molecular function: actin filament binding. The transcript has 6 exons. Gene Ontology annotation, cellular component: site of polarized growth; plasma membrane; actin filament. NCBI's taxonomy places the organism in Eukaryota, Rotosphaerida, Fonticulaceae. The record is from RefSeq and is a predicted model, not a curated record. Gene Ontology annotation, biological process: regulation of actin filament polymerization. Bases 151 to 1176 code for a protein of 341 amino acids.